UGCANCUCAUUUUAGAAAUCCGUGCCCUAGAUCCGCCCAUUCCAAAUCAUAACGCUCUCGCCUUUCACCAUGCACCCACAUUCUUUCUUUUCAGUGAUGGCAUGGAAGAAGAAGAAGAAGAAUUAUAGUUCCUGAUAAAUUGCAGAAAAGGAAGUCAAGUCUGAUUCUGGUGAGACGGGUUAUUGAGUUGCCCUCUGGAGUACAAUGGGUUGUGUUUGUGGUAAGCCCCACGCUAUUGAUGAUAGUAAGGAGAGCCCAGGGGAGAGGCUGCCGAGUAAAGCCAUAGCCAAUUCGCAGACCCUACGCUCUGCAUCUGCCAGGAGGGACGAGAGUUAUCAGGUGAAAAAUCGGUUAGAUAGUGGAGGAAGGGUGAUUCUGAUUGAUAAGCAGGUCAAUGGCUCAGUCAGAUUACAGGGAGAGAAUUUCGAGAGGAAGAGAGAGAAAACCGAACAUAUUUCUGUCCUGCAACACCCAAGGGCUGGUGUGGUCCCCAAGGCAAACAAAGGAGAACAGGUUGCCGCUGGAUGGCCACCUUGGUUAGCUGCAGUGGCUGGCGAAGCUAUUAGAGGAUGGCUGCCGAGGAGGGCAGACUCUUUUGAGAAGUUGGAUAAGAUUGGUCAGGGUACUUACAGUAAUGUUUAUCGUGCCCGUGAUCUCGAUGAAGGGAAGAUUGUUGCUUUGAAGAAAGUAAGGUUUGAUAAUCUGGAGCCUGAAAGCGUUCGUUUUAUGGCGAGGGAAAUUCAUAUUUUGCGUAGGCUCAACCAUCCAAAUGUGAUCAAAUUGGAAGGUCUGGUGACAUCACGGAUGUCAUGCAGCUUAUACCUAGUUUUCGAGUACAUGGAGCAUGACUUGGCUGGACUUGCAUCCCACCCUGGGCUCAAGUUUACUGAACCUCAGGUUAAGUGUUACAUGAAACAACUUUUACAAGGUCUUGAUCAUUGUCAUAGCUGUGGUGUCCUUCAUCGUGACAUAAAAGGCUCCAACCUUCUAAUUGACAAUAAUGGCAUCCUAAAGAUUGCAGAUUUUGGUCUGGCUAGUUUGUAUGAUCCUCAUCAGACUCAACCACUAACCAGCCGUGUUGUUACUCUUUGGUACCGCCCACCUGAGCUUCUACUCGGUGCUACAUAUUACAGUACUGCUGUGGAUUUAUGGAGUGCUGGUUGCAUACUUGCUGAAUUAUACGCUGGCAAGCCAAUUAUGCCUGGAAGAACAGAGGUUGAACAGUUGCAUAAGAUUUUCAAACUUUGUGGAUCACCAUCUGAAGAGUACUGGAAAAAGUCAAAAUUACCUCAUGCAACAAUUUUCAAGCCUCAACAGCCUUAUCCAAGGUGUGUUGCUGAGACAUUUAAAGAUUUCCCCUCACCAGUAUUAGCACUCAUAGACAUCUUGCUAUCCGUAGACCCGGCAAAUCGUGGGUCAGCAGCCUCUGCUUUGAAGAGUGAGUUUUUUAUGGCAAGGCCGCAUCCUUGUGAUCCGUCAAGUUUACCGAGAUAUCCUCCCAGUAAAGAGUUCGACGCAAAAGUACGAGAAGAAGCCAGGAGGAGACAGGUGGCGGCUGGAAGCAAAGGUCAAAGGUAUGAGCUCGAAAAGAUGGGAUCGACGGGAUCUCGAGCAGUUCCGGCACCUGAUGCCAAUGCUGAAUUGAUCUCAUCAAUGCAGAAAAGAAACGGCCAGUCGAACCCAAAGAGCAGGAGUGAGAUGUUCACCACUCAUCCUGAAGAAGUGGCUUCCGGUUUUCCAAUCGAACCACAAGAAGACUCUCGUGGGAUUAUCCACAAACGGGCCUCGCAUUCUGGGCCAUUGGUUAAUCGAGCUGCCUGGACAAAGGCCGGAAAGAACAUAGAAAAUGCUCCAAAGAAUUUUGCCGUGGCCGAUUUGCCAACCAUGUCUGGUUUAGUAGCUGCCAGGCGAAACAUGCUGUUGGAAGAGAGUAGUGAGAAAUCUUAUUCGCGGCAGGAAGUACCAAAGCUUAUUUCAAGAUUUCCAGGGUCUCUCAAGGAGGCAUCGAAUUCGACUAUGAGGCAAAACCAGAAGAUUAAUGGGCAGCAUGGAGAAGAUAAUGCAAGCAAUAACUCUGUUCAUGUGGGUGAUGGGUCAAAGGGCAAGAAAAUCCAUUACUCUGGACCAUUGUUAGUUCCAUCAGUUAAAGUGGAGCAGAUGUUGAAAGAUCACGAGCGGCAGAUACAGGAGGCUGUUAGACAUGCUCGGCUAGAAAAGGAGAGGAUGCGAAAAGAAUUACCGAUGAACUCGCUUGGCCGAUGACUAGGUUUCAAUCUGAUAAGAGAAUAAUUAAAUGUAUAGAGAGGGCUGCAGAAGAGACCAGGUAGGAAUUCCUCUGCUUUUCACUUGAAAUUGUGAUGUUCUGAAAUCCAGGGGAAUUAUUGGGAUCAUAACAUUAAUUUGGAUUUGUAUAUAAUUCUUUGUGUGCAAAAGGUUUGUUUAGUGAAGUUGAAUCCUGGGGGUUAUGAUGAAGCUUAGAUCUAUUAAUCAAUAAAGAGGCUUUCAGUUGGAGGAAUGGAUUUGGAGUGAAUGAUUUCAAAAUAAUUUUGAAAACGAUGUGAGCUCAUCUCUCCAGACUUUUUCCAACUUUCUCUUUAUUCUUUGGCCUUAGCAUGUGCCAAAGUGCUGUCAUUUCUACACACCAAGCCCCCAAUUUGACUUCUAUUAAACUAUGUCCUAUUAUCUCUAACUUUUUCAAAAGG
Molecule: messenger RNA, 2702 nt
Organism: Striga asiatica
Lineage: Eukaryota; Viridiplantae; Streptophyta; Magnoliopsida; Lamiales; Orobanchaceae
Source: the annotation of a GenBank genome assembly